Capsella rubella is the source of this 399-nucleotide messenger RNA. Its product is annotated as lon protease homolog 1, mitochondrial. NCBI's taxonomy places the organism in Eukaryota, Viridiplantae, Streptophyta, Magnoliopsida, Brassicales, Brassicaceae. The record is from RefSeq and is a predicted model, not a curated record. Gene Ontology annotation, molecular function: single-stranded DNA binding; ATP hydrolysis activity; ATP-dependent peptidase activity. Gene Ontology annotation, cellular component: mitochondrial matrix. Gene Ontology annotation, biological process: mitochondrion organization; chaperone-mediated protein complex assembly; protein catabolic process.
AUGAUUAAUCUUAUUGUGGUAAGUUCUAAAAGAUUAGGGAAAGAAAUUGAGCUUAAUAAGCUAAAAAUCCCAAAACGUGUAUUGCAAGUUAUAGAUGAAGAGCUUACGAAACUAGAAGUGUUUCGGGCCCGUAAAGACUUAACUAUUGCCCGUAAUUACCUUGACUGGUUGACCGUAUUGCCCUGGGGUAUUGCUCAUGUCAUUCAUGGUGAGAACUGUGAUGUCAUUAGUGCAGGAAAGAUUCUUGAUGAGGACCAUUAUGGCUUAUCUAAUAUCAUUUGUCUCACGGGUCCUCCCGGGGUUGGCAAGACUAGCAUGGCGCGUUCUAUUGCGCGUGCUCUUCACCAUAACUUCUUCAAGUUCUCUGUUGGAGGGCUUAUCUACUGCUGCUCACGUUAA